Wasmannia auropunctata (little fire ant) is the source of this 966-nucleotide messenger RNA. Its product is annotated as probable salivary secreted peptide. The record is from RefSeq and is a predicted model, not a curated record. NCBI's taxonomy places the organism in Eukaryota, Metazoa, Arthropoda, Insecta, Hymenoptera, Formicidae. Bases 354 to 794 code for a protein of 146 amino acids. The transcript has a single exon.
UUGUUAGUUACUGCGGCGAUCAAUAUUGGAACGUUGGCAAAUUAUUACGUGGCAAACCAAGACGGAAAGCCGAUAAUUUGAGGUAAAUGAUGGUAACACUUUUCUUUAUAUAUACAUUUUGUAAUUUAAAAAACGUGUGCGUAUAAAAAGUUAAAAAGAAACCGAGAAAGGCUGUGUCCGAACACAUUGUGACGAGUUCAUAUUGACACCUAAUAUAUAUUUUUAGACAAUAGCAAUAUGUUAGAAGCCAAGCGAUAAGCGGUUAUUACAUGUAUUUAAGUUAAUCGUUAUGACGUCAAACCUCGAAUAGCUUUCCUCCAGCGAUAUGGUUUUCAAGUGCAAAAUAAGUCAAGAUGUCAUACAAGUACAUAGUCGGAUCUGCCAUUUUCAUCGCCGCUCUGUUAACCGUUAACACUGUACCCGCUAGAGAAGUUUCCUAUUCCAAUAAACAGGAUCUAAUCAUCGGCAACAGGGUGCCCAACGACAGAGAGAGCCUCAAAGAGAACGUCGUAAAAAAAGCUAGCUGGAACAAUGUUCAGAUUGUCGAGAAGACCUACAAUGUCUCGGCGAAUGAACGUAUCACUAUGGUUGCAAUGUUGGAUCAGAAUACAAACAGAAAAGGCGCGAAAGCUAGUGUUUUGCAAGGUGGACCUGGAUGGAGCAACGUCACCGUGAAGUUCAAAAGUCAAAGAAGUGAGCGCAUUGAUUUCAUCGUUCAGUUGUACUCACGACUACAAUCGGUGGAAGCAGCCACUCCUAUGACUGAUACAACGACGCUUUCUGGACGCAAUUAGGAUGGAGAAGUAAAAUAAGCAAUCUUAAAAGCUACAUCAACUCAAUAUGUUCUGAGCUAUUGCAACAUUGUCACCAUUGCCACUAAAAGAAGACAUGUCAUUAAAUAUUCUUGUUAUUUACGCGUUAUUGUUUGAUGUCUUGUACAUAUAAUCAAUAAAUCAAUUGAUGUAA